AUGGCCUCUCUCAUCACCACAGUUCGGAGCAAGUUUCUUGAGGCUAUUCGGUCUGUGAAUCCUCCGGGAAGAUGGAAGAUUCUAGUCGUCGACGAACACUCUCAGAAGUUGCUGGGGUCUGUACUGAAACAGUUCGAUAUUCUGGAGGAGAAUGUCACUCUCAUUGAAUCAAUAUCCACAAACCGGGAGCCUCAACAGUUUGAAGCCAUCUAUAUCCUCAUGCCGACCACCCAGAAUGUCGACCGUAUCAUCAGGGACUUCUCAAACGGACGCCAGCAGUAUCUCGCUGCCCAUCUCUUCUUCCUUGAAGGCCUACCUGAGCCUCUGUUUCAACGUCUCACGGAGUCUGCUGCCGAGCCAUACCUGAAGGGCCUGCGAGAGCUGUUUCUCAAUUUCUGGGUUCUCGAAGCACAGACGUUUUGUGUGAACGAGCCUGCCCUCUUCUUCAACAUGUACAGUCCACCCCGGAGUGAAGCGUCCUUUCGUGGUGCACGUGCGAGGCUUGAAGAGGAGCUGCGUUUCCUUGCCAAAUCUAUCGCCAACCUAUGCAUAACGCUCAAUGAGUUCCCAUACAUUCGCUAUUACUUCCCCUCACACCAUCUCCCGCUUGGGCCAUUGCAGCCAAAUGCCCAGACACGCGCGCCACCACCGACUGAAGGAAGCGGGCGUUGGAGAACAAACCUUGCACGGGGCGAGACAGCGCGUGCUUACGAGGCAGCAGACACAGAGUUUGCUACGCGCCUCCUCGCCUUCAUGGUUCAGCAGAACUUGGACGAACAUAAACGGUCGAACUCGGACUUUCCUAAACCGAGCGAUCCACCACGGCCUCGGGCAACGCUGAUCAUAACUGAUCGCUCGAUGGAUACCGUAGCUCCCCUGCUCCACGAAUUUACAUAUCAAGCCAUGUGCAAUGACCUUCUUCCCAUUAUUGACGGCACGAAAUAUAUGUACAAAUUUCAAUCUGCGCAAGGAGUUCAAGAAGACAAGGCUGCCACUCUGUCAGAUGCCGACACCGUUUGGACAGAGAUUCGGCACAUACACAUGCGGGAAGCCAUUGACAAGUUGAUGGCUGACUUUAACAAGUUUAUGCAAGAUAAUGCUGGGUUCAAGGGCGAAGGAGCAGCCAACCUCAAUGACAUGAAGGAUAUGCUUGCAAGCCUGCCGCAGUAUCAAGAGCAGCGGGAGAAGGCGACACUAAGAAUGGACCAGUUCUCUCUGCAUCUGAACAUGGCCCAAGACUGCAUGAACAUCUUUGAACGAGACAAAUUGACCGCUCUAGCUAGCGUAGAACAGAACUGCGCCACAGGUCUUACGCCUGAGGGUAAAACACCAAAGGGUCUCGUGGAGGAGAUGGUGCCGUUACUUGACGCACGCGACAUCGUAAACGCAAACAAAGUGCGCAUAAUAGCUCUUUACAUCCAGUAUCGAGAAGGCGUACCGGAUGAGGACCGCCGCCGGCUGUACCAACAUGCACGUCUCUCUCUGGCAGAGCAAGAUGCUGUCAACGCACUUGCUCGUCUGGGUUCACGCAUUACCAGGGGACCGACAGACAAAGAUAUCAAGAAGAAGUUGAAGCAGAAGCCUUCCCAGGACGAAGAGUAUGAUUUAUCACGAUACAAACCCUUGCUAACGAAUGUUAUCGAGGACCAUGUCGCAAACAAACUCGACUCUUCGCUAUUCCCUUAUGUCAAAGAUUCGCCUAUGGCUGUCACCCAGGCUGCAACUCUUCGUCCGACUGUUACACCUACGACCUCUUUGCGGAGCGCUAAGCCCAGUUGGCAUAAAGCUGCUCGAUCACAGGUGACUGUUGAUAACAAACAGCGUGUCAUUGUCUUCGUCGCGGGUGGAAUGACCUACUCUGAGAUUCGGGAGGCAUACAAACUUUCAGGCCCACUUAACAGAGAUAUUCUGAUUGGCUCGACGCACACUACGACUCCUGGUCGCUUCAUCGAUGACCUCAAGGUAGUCGACUUGAAUGGUGUUGGUUCACGUGCUGUUCCCAACGGAGUCGCAGGUCAGACUGCCCACGAAUCGUUUCAAGAAUAUUACGACCAGAAGUACUUUACGCCCGACCCACCUCCUCCAAAGAGUGCCGCUCCAGUACCUGAUCCGCCGAAAGAAAAGCACCAUCACUUACUUUCGAAGAUAUCCCCUUCGCCAUCGUAUUCAGGCUCGACGAUCUCCGUGAACAGCAGCACGGGCGAGAAGAAAGAAGAGAAGAAAAAGAAGCGAGGGUUGUUCCAUUUCUGA
Molecule: messenger RNA, 2250 nt
Organism: Coniophora puteana RWD-64-598 SS2
Lineage: Eukaryota; Fungi; Basidiomycota; Agaricomycetes; Boletales; Coniophoraceae
Product: Sec1-like snare protein
Exons: 15
Coding region: 1-2250 (749 amino acids)
Biological process (GO): vesicle-mediated transport; intracellular protein transport
Cellular component (GO): secretory granule; plasma membrane
Molecular function (GO): syntaxin binding
Source: RefSeq, a predicted model, not a curated record